This is a messenger RNA of Seriola dumerili (greater amberjack), 885 nucleotides long. RefSeq lists its product as uncharacterized. The record is from RefSeq and is a predicted model, not a curated record. The transcript has 4 exons. Lineage: Eukaryota; Metazoa; Chordata; Actinopteri; Carangiformes; Carangidae. Gene Ontology annotation, cellular component: membrane. Bases 53 to 790 code for a protein of 245 amino acids. Gene Ontology annotation, biological process: immune response. Gene Ontology annotation, molecular function: tumor necrosis factor receptor binding.
UUUCAGGACCAGCCACUUCACAGCCACUCAAGGAGAGAUCAGCCCUGUGGCCAUGGGACAGAAACUGAUGGGACCCAGUCUGCCAUCUGAAGCUGCCUGCGGGGAUGCGAUGGUUGCUAUGGGCCGGGACGAGUCCAUUCUUAUUCUCAUCAAACACUGUCGGGACAUGAAGCAACAGGAGUCGUGCCUUAGACUCAUCACUCUGCUCCUGCUGCUCAGCUGUACAACACUGUUCGUUUUUAUCAAGGCCGCUGAUUUAAAGCAGUGUGGAAACUCUGGAUCUAUCAAACAGAGGAUCACAGAAGAGCAACAUCUAGCCUACUCCCAGCAGGAGAGACUGUGUCCUGCAGUUAAUCCUCAAAAUAACUCCCAGCGGCCACACAUUCACCUCCAUUCUUUGGCUACAGACAACAGGACCGAUGGACAGUACAUCAAAUGGGAAAGCAUGUUUGGGAAAGAAUACAACGAGGAAAAACAGGCCAUUGUGAUUCCACAGACAGGCGUCUACUUUAUCUACGUGACAAUUACCCUGCUCUGCGAUGAGGAGACUGCCACUACAGCUGAAGACUUCAACAAGUUGUUAGUGCAGCUGCGCCGCUGGAAUGAAGGUUACGACAAGAUUGUGUCCAUGAUGGAUGCCUGGAACGGGGUAACAUGCACUUCAAAGGUGCCCAGGAGUGUGUUUGUGGGGCAGCUGUUUGAUUUGUUGGCGGGAGAUCAUGUGAGCGUGUGGAUCGAAUUUGGCUAUAAGCUGGUCUUGAAAUCGUCAUUUGGUGCUUAUCUUGCAUAGAGAAUAUGCCCUGAUGAGAAUAUGCUUUUUUUGUGCAUCUUCAUUGAUUUGGUGUCAGUAAUGUAUGUUUAAAGUAUUUUUUUUUUUUUUUUAAU